UGCACAAACUGUUUCAAAUUUUAAUGGUGACUUUAUCCUUAGGAAAGGAAGAUGCCAAAACCUUUCCCACCAAUUACACCCAACUCCCAACUGCCUGUUUUACUUCAAUUCCUCACCUCGUACACAACUUCUUGUCUUCUUCUAAACCUCCAUAAAACCGUCCCAGGUUCCCCGAAUGUUGUCUCUCCCGGGCCACCAAUUCCCUCCGACAAACCCCUCAUUCUUCUCCCAUCAAUGCCAAAGCCAGUGCUCGGCCCCGAGCGACGCACCAACCCCUUAAUCUGGUGCGCCGCCAUAAUCUGCACCGUCCUAACCGUCGCCGUGAUCUUCACCGGCAUCGCCGUGUUCAUCGGCUACAUGGUCGUGAAACCCAAGGUGCCUCAAAUGAGCAUCGCCAGCGCCCAGCUGGAGAGAAUCUCGUACGACAUGGCCAGCGUCCUAACCGUGAAAGCCGCCAUUGUCAUCAAGGCGGAGAACGGCAACGCCAAGGCCCACGCCAGCUUCUACCACACCCACUACACCCUCAGCUUCCACGGCGUCAAGGUCGCCUACCUCUUCGCCCCCGACUUCGACGUCCCCAAGAACAGCUCCCUGGACCUUUACUACCCCGUCGAGUCCACCCCCAUCCCCCUCACGCCCGACCAGGCCGACACCGCCGAGGCGGCGCUGCGGCAGCGCCACGCGGUGUUCGACAUCCAAGGCGAGACCGGGACGCGGUGGAGAGUGUGGCUGCUGGGCUCUGUGAAGUUUAGGCUCCACCUUGAUUGCCAGCUUAAACUUCCCAUCAAUGGAACCAUCGUUUACCCAAAUUGUAGCACGAAAUCUAGGUAGAUUUUAGAUUUUCUUUAUCCUUAAUUCCCUUGCAAGAUUCUUAUUAGAACUAUAAUGGUAACAAGAAUAUAACUAACUUGAUGUGUCCCUUAUAAAGGUUAU
Ipomoea nil (Japanese morning glory) is the source of this 933-nucleotide messenger RNA. RefSeq lists its product as uncharacterized. Gene Ontology annotation, cellular component: plasma membrane. Bases 52 to 831 code for a protein of 259 amino acids. NCBI's taxonomy places the organism in Eukaryota, Viridiplantae, Streptophyta, Magnoliopsida, Solanales, Convolvulaceae. The transcript has a single exon. The record is from RefSeq and is a predicted model, not a curated record.